GCUCUCCCAAAUGCCCUUUUGCUCGGUCUAGCACAGUGUCGAUUGAAUCUAAGAACCGCCAUAUCUUACCUAGGACUAUGGAAAUCCGCACCCUUUCCCCUGACGAGGUCACGGAGACUGCAAGUUCUAAUUCUAGUUCGCAGACACGCGUCAUUCCCAUUGAUCAGAUUGACUCCACGUUCAAAUCCCAGUACACCGAUCUCAUCUCCGCUUCCCUGGGGUCACAAAUUCUCUCAUUCAGCGACGAGUGGUUUGCCAGCGCUUCAAACCUUAUCACACCAACGCCACCAGUGCGCAAGCCAGGUGUCUUUACUCAUGCUGGCGCCUGGUACGAUGGUUGGGAGACACGACGCCACAACACAGACCCCGCUGAUUGGGUCGUCAUCCGCCUUGGUGUUGCCAGUGGUAAAGUCGCAGGGGUAGAGAUUGAUACUGCGUUCUUUAAUGGCAACCAUGCCCCAGAAGUCGCUGUUGAAGGCUGCUUCGUUGCCAAUGAGAAAGACGAGGAGGUAAAGAAGGCCGAGUAUGCGGGAUGGGAAACGAUACUGAGCAAACAGGAGUGUGGACCGACUCAGAGGCAUGGGUGGAUGCUAGAAAAGCUCACAGAUAAGGCAUAUACGCAUGUCAGGCUGCUGAUGUAUCCUGAUGGUGGCAUUGCUCGGUUCAGGCUGUAUGGCAAUGCAGUGCCGGUUUUCCCAGAGAGUGUGGAUGAAGUGUUCGAGCUGUCUGCAACAGUCAUGGGUGGCGUGGCGAUCAGUUGUUCGGAUCAACAUUUCGGAACGAAAGAUAACCUGCUUCUUCCGGGGCGGGGGAAGGACAUGGGAGAUGGAUGGGAGACAAAGAGGACGAGAGGCCCCCAUACGGAUUGGACCAUUGUGCGGCUCGGUGCGAAGGGGGAGGUGGACCGUAUCGUCGUUGAUACAGCCCAUUUCCGAGGCAAUUUCCCACAGAAGGUACAAGUCUUCGCCGGAGACUUCGAAAGGGACCCCAAGCACGAUGAUGCGGGCUGGGUUGAGGUUCUCAGUCCUCAGAAGACAGGACCGGAUAAAGAGCAUGAGUAUGGCCAAGACGUCCUAAGGGAAGUCAAGGGAAAGAGGUAUAGCCACCUUAAGUUAGUCAUCAUACCGGACGGAGGAGUCAAGAGAUUCCGGGUAUUCGGUAAGAGGAAGAUAUAAAGGAGGGGUGGAGAAUAAUUUGAAUUCAGACGAACAAAUGUAUUACUAAAGUGAUAUUAGGCCGCGGGCCAUUCGCAGAGGUGGCGGAUAUAAAU
This is a messenger RNA of Lindgomyces ingoldianus, 1270 nucleotides long. RefSeq names its product Allantoicase. The transcript has 2 exons. Gene Ontology annotation, molecular function: allantoicase activity. The coding region runs from base 78 to 1175 and encodes 365 amino acids. Lineage: Eukaryota; Fungi; Ascomycota; Dothideomycetes; Pleosporales; Lindgomycetaceae. Gene Ontology annotation, biological process: allantoin catabolic process. The record is from RefSeq and is a predicted model, not a curated record.